Molecule: messenger RNA, 2151 nt
Organism: Pocillopora verrucosa
Lineage: Eukaryota; Metazoa; Cnidaria; Anthozoa; Scleractinia; Pocilloporidae
Source: RefSeq, a predicted model, not a curated record
AUGCCUCCAAAAGAUAAGCGCAGUAAUGAAGCGAAACUGUGGUACAUUAAAGUGAAUUCGGGAGCCGCGUAUUUAUACAGAGGAGGAAAAAGAGUGGAAAAUUUCUUAAACAUAAUCGGAGCCGAAUCAUACCAAGACUCAUCAGGUUCUGUUGCUGAAGAAUCUGGAGCAUCACCUCCCAAGAAGAAACUCAAGCUCGAAUUCACUCCAAUAAAUUCACGGGGCGCGUAUCGGUUUGGAUCUGUGAACCCACGGUAUUUUAAUAGGUUUGCAAGUGAUGACUCAUUUAAGAAAAUUGUGACCAAAACAGCCGACGAACUCGCUAACGGGAUCAAAAAGAGUUUGGAGGAACUUGAAGUGGAUCAUGACCCUUCCCAUGCAGAACAACGGCCGCAUACAAACGUUGAGCUUUCUCAGUCUUUAACUCCUCUCUUCUGUGACGUUACUUCACAAUCAAGCAAGCGAUCGGGACACAAUAGGGAGGAAGGAAGUUAUAGGAAAAGUAUACAGAAGAGGUGCAACGAAUGUCAACUAGAUAAUAAGGCACAUUUAAUUUCCAUCGACAAUUUAAUCCUCCCUCCAAAGAAAAGACAGAUAAGAGAAGUAGACACCGCCUUCCUUGAGCAGUUGAUUAAAAACAUGAGUGAGCAACCCUCUGGGAAUUAUGAAGCGCUGUUUGUCUUGGCAAAAGGAAUUACCAAGAAAGACCAGUUUGAGUUGGAAAAGAUAAAUGAAUAUAAAUAUGAAGUUCUCGGUGGAACUCAUGUUGUCUUGGCUACGAAACAUCUUCGUGAGAAAUUUCCUCACGACGCCAACUACAGCGGAAGGGUGGCCAGGAUAUAUGUUGGGCUCAAUGAUGAAGAAGCCUUGUGGUUAGGAGCCAUGCACAAUCAAACUGGGGCAUUUCGUCACGAGCUCACGUACAGGAAUGAGGUUGAGAUUUGUCGCACCCAAUUAUUCCUGCCAGCGGAAGACUAUUCAGGUGAUCCACCAACCCCUCCUGAAGCGUGGAGAGAGAAGUGUUCGAGUCUGCUUAAAAAAUCGAAAAGAAAUCUAAGUGAGAUCUUUACCAUGGCACAGCUGUCAGGAGAGGGCUGGACUCACUUUAGGAAUUUAAACGAUUUGCAUGAAAAUGCCCAAUUAAAAGGACAGAAAGCUAAAGCCUCGGACAUAGUUAAGAAAGGGAAACCUGUGCUCAGGCAGUGGCAGUUAAAACCCCUCUGCAAGUUGUCCGUAAAAGACCAAACGUUUCUUCUAAAAAAGGUGGCAACUUGCGAGUUAAGCUUGGAAGAAAUGAAAUUUGCUGCCUCCGAAGUAAAAUCUCUAAGACCUGUCCAGGAGGCCAUUGUUAAAUUCUUCAAGGUCAGCACGUGGGAAGAGGCUAUUGAAGAAUUUAAAAGCGCCGUAUCAUCUGAAAAGUUGUUGCAGUUUGCUGGAAAAGACUUUGAACAGACUCACGAAUUCCAAAAAUACUUGCAACGUUUAAAAAGAAUACGAACAGGAGAGGUCAUUGAGACGGCCGACCUCAUAGAGGGAAAAAUGGGAGCAUUUGGGCUCGUAGUAUUUAGCAACAGCCUGUUAGACGUACAACAAAGCGAUCUGGCAAAGUUGCCACAUUACGAGGGAGCGUUUUUAACCAUAGGUGAAGCAGGGGAGCAGUGCGAGAAUGCUGAUGAUGUAAUUAGUACUGUUUCCCGCAUUAAUUUCUGUAAGCUUACAUCCUUCAACAUUGUUUUAUUUACAAUGGUUGAAGGUGUAAAAAAUCUUAAAGAAAAAAUGCUAAAAGAGGGCGCUACUCUGGCACAGCAUGGCUACUUUUACGUCCAAAAUAAACCUCCAACUACAGCACAAGCCUUGGAAACCUUUGUAGUUGGACACUGGUCUGUCUCAAGGCAAAUAACCUCGAGACAUUUGUCCGCCAGUAAAGAAAAUUUGAUUUUCCUGAAUUCAUUCCCAGCACAAGGCUACACAUGGCUUGUAGAAAACCUCUCCAGAGAAGGGGACGUGGUUAUAGAUGCUGGAACCCCCAAUGGCUAUGCAAUGGUGGCUGCGUUGAGGAAAGGGCGAAGCGCAGUUAGGAUAGACAGUACCGCUUUGCCUUCCGAACAGGCAGCGAUAGAGACUAAAAUUUGUAGUCUUGUAUCUUCGUAG